This is a messenger RNA of Drepanopeziza brunnea f. sp. 'multigermtubi' MB_m1, 1986 nucleotides long. RefSeq lists its product as uncharacterized. Gene Ontology annotation, molecular function: serine-type endopeptidase activity; tripeptidyl-peptidase activity. The record is from RefSeq and is a predicted model, not a curated record. Gene Ontology annotation, biological process: proteolysis. Lineage: Eukaryota; Fungi; Ascomycota; Leotiomycetes; Helotiales; Drepanopezizaceae.
AUGCGGUUCGAAUAUAUUAUCCAGAUAUUUGCUGCCCUGGUGGUGGCUACAUCUGCGUCUCCCACGGCACGAUCGAGCCAUGUAAUCCACGAGAAGCGUGGGAACCCUCCGCUAAAAUGGUCGAGGCAUUCUCGCUUAUCUCCUCAGACGGUCCUGCCCAUCCGGAUCGGCCUGGCACAACAGAAUCUGCACCGAGCAGAAGAGUUCAUUAAUGAGGUGGCACAUCCGAAAUCGAAGCUGUAUGGUCAGCACUGGUCCAAGGAGAAGAUUACGGAUAUGUUUGCGCCCAGUCAGGAAUCGACGGAUGCGGUACGGGAAUGGUUGUCGGCCUCGGGCAUUGAUUUGAGAAGAGUCAAGAUGUCCAAAUCUCGGAAUUGGAUCACAUUCAACGCCACAACGCAGGAAGCCGAGAACCUGCUCAAGACGGAGUAUCACCUGUACAGGCACGAAGCCGGUCACAACCACGUCGCGUGCAAGCAGUACAGCAUUCCCGCUCAUCUGACCGACCACAUUGACAUUGUCACGCCCAGUGUCCACUUCGACAAGCAAUUGGGAAACCCGAAACGAACGGUACACCACUCGGAGAUACCCCCUCCACUCCGAGAGCUGAACAAACGGCAGCCGAUGAAGCGGCAGGCCGGUUCAUACCGUGGGAUCGUGGGAUCUCCGAACGACGCGUCCAACCCUAAGCAAGGAGCCACCGUCAAGAACGCUCUGAUGACUUUGGAAAACUGCGAUACAAUGAUCACACCCCAAUGCUUGCAGGCGCUUUACAACGCGCCACCGAGUACCACAGCCAUGAGAAACAACUCCCUUGGGGUCGUCGAGUAUACCCCGCAAGCCUUCCUCCAGAGCGAUCUGGAUUUGUUCUUCAAGCAGUUCACACCGGGCCUGACCGUUACGCAACCCAAUGUCAAUCUCAUUGACGGAGCCAUCGUUCAACAGACCAACCAGAGUUUCAAUUUCAACGGCGAGUCUGCUCUGGACCUGGAAUUUGCAAUGGCUCUUGUAGCUCCGCAGAGCGUCACCGUCUACCAGGUCGGUGAUAUCGUUUCCGGCGGCAGCUUCAACAACUUCCUCGACGCGAUCGAUGCAAGCUAUUGCAGCUUUGAUGGCGGCGACUCCAAAGAUCCCAGCAUCGACGGCCAAUAUCCUUCGAACCAGAAGGGCGGCUUCCAAGGCGAAGAGAGCUGCGGCUCCUUCCAAUCCACCAACGUGAUCUCGACGUCGUACGGCUCCAACGAGGCCGAUCUCUCCGCCAGGUACGAGACCCGCCAAUGCAUGGAGUACAUGAAACUCGGCCUCCAAGGCGUCUCGAUUCUCUACUCCAGUGGUGAUUUUGGUGUUGCUGGCAACGGCGGCGCAUGCAUCGACCCGGUCACGGGCGCAUACAACAAUGGCAGCCAAGGCAUCUUCAACCCCUCCUUCCCCGGCGGCUGCCCCUACGUCACUUCCGUAGGCGCCACCCAAAUUCUCAACGGCUCCACCGUGCGGACCCCGGAAUCCGCCUCCCAGACGGUCAUCUUCUCCGGCGGUGGCUUCUCCAAUGUCUUCGCACUCCCCUCUUACCAAGAGAAGGCCAUGGCGGACUACUACGCCAAUUACCCGCCCCCAUAUGGCGCCGAGCGCUUCAACAACUCCAAGCAGGUCCGCGGCUUCCCCGACGUCUCGGCCAACGGCGUCAACUAUGUCACGGCUGUCGACGGCCAGUUCAGUUUGUCUUUCGGCACGAGUGCCAGCUGCCCGACGUUCGCGGCGAUGUUGAACAAUAUCAAUGAGCAACGUAUUAAUGUGAAGAAAUCGCCGGUGGGCUUUGUGAAUCCGGUGCUGUACGCGAAUCCGGGGGUGCUGAAUGACGUGACAAACGGAGGCAAUCAGGGGUGCGGGACGAAGGGGUUCGAUAGCGUGCCCGGGUGGGAUCCGGUAACGGGAUUGGGAACGCCGAAUUUUCCGGCCAUGCUGGAUCUCUUUAUGAGUCUGCCGUAG